AUGGGCACCAGCACUGUGUCGGGCAUCGUGGAGGAGAUGUGUUCUGCCAUCUGGGACGCCCUUCAGGGGGAGUUCAUGGCCUUUCCUUCCCGCGAUGUUGGCGCAUACGGGCGUGAGAGCAAUGGAGGUGUCUUGGGUCGCAGUGCCUUCGGAUCCAGACUGGCAGAGGGCAACCUCAAUCUACACGCCCCUGCUGUCCUACCAGGCACCACAACGCCCAGUCCUUAUUUUUUUCUGGGGGAUGAGGCCUUUCCCCUACAGGUGAACCUGAUGCGUCCCUAUCCAGGUACUAACCUGCAGGAUAGGAAGCGCAUCUUCAACUACCGACAGGCCAGGGCGAGACGCGUAGUGGAGAAUGCCUUUGGCAUAUUGGCUGCGCGCUUCCGAAUCUUUGGCCGUCCAAUUGACUGCCAACCUGAAAAGGCGGUGAUGAUUGUGAAGGCGUGCGAGGCUCUCCACAACUUCCUGGCAUCCAUCGAACGAGCCAGAUACAUGCCCGCCUCCUUUGUGGAUACGACCGCUGACACCGGAGACGUCCAGCCUGGAGAGUGGAGGCAGCAUGUUGAGGGGGUCGACGGACCACGGUGUUCGGUCGGCAGAGCCAGACCAUCUCAGAGAGCGGCCCUUAUUUCGGAGCUCUGGGCCGACAUGGUGUUUUUGGUGCAGUGUGAGGUAUGA
Molecule: messenger RNA, 678 nt
Organism: Gadus morhua (Atlantic cod)
Lineage: Eukaryota; Metazoa; Chordata; Actinopteri; Gadiformes; Gadidae
Exons: 4
Coding region: 1-678 (225 amino acids)
Source: RefSeq, a predicted model, not a curated record